Arachis stenosperma is the source of this 420-nucleotide messenger RNA. Its product is annotated as glycine-rich RNA-binding protein 7-like. The record is from RefSeq and is a predicted model, not a curated record. Lineage: Eukaryota; Viridiplantae; Streptophyta; Magnoliopsida; Fabales; Fabaceae. Bases 1 to 420 code for a protein of 139 amino acids. The transcript has a single exon.
AUGAACAUAAACAAAAAAGUGACGAAUGGACAAAAAUGGGUGCGUGUUGCGGAACCUGGUAAGCGGAAGGGGUGGAACAGGGGAGAAGGUGACUGCGGCGGCGUCCGUCGCGGUGGUGGUGCACGGCAUCGCGGUGGCGGCGGAAGGGGGGUAUUAGGGUUAGCGAGAGAGGAAGAGGAUAGCGGAAGGGAGGGUGGUGGUUGCUGCUGGCUUAAGGGGAUGGGUGGCGGAGAGGGGGGCGCGGCGGGUUGGCCGGCGGUGGAGGGCGGUGGCUGCGGUUGGCAGUGGUGGAGAGGGUGGAAGAAAGGAAGAAGGAAGAAGAGAGAUGGGGAGGGGGUGGUACGGCGGUGGCGGCUGGGCGGCGGCGGCGUCGGGGUGGUGGCGUGCGGGAAGAAGAGAAGAGAAGGGGGAGAGGGUUAG